GUGGACGUCCAAUAGCAAACAAGGAGACAGCUGACCAGAAAGACGCAAUGAUAAUUUUCUGUUGAUAUAAUAAAUAAAAAUCAAAACUGAAUUAUGGAGAACGAAGAUGCUUUGCAAAGUGGUAGAAUGCCGACUAUUGAUUCAAAAGACUUUUCUUUGCCUGAAGUUGAUGUUCCCAAAAGUGAGGCCAGCAGUGAAUAUGGAUAUCUGUCUCAAUUUCCUAGAAGCUUAAAUUUGUUUCCUUUUUUUGGAAGAUAUACAAAUGUUAUCCCAGAGGAAACUGAUGAUGCUGUAAGCACACAGGUGUAUUCUACUAUUCAGUCCACUGCUGGGCCAAAGGAUAAUUUGAUUACUGAGGUAAAGAAACUAGGAUUAACUGCACAAGCACCCCAAGUAGAUAGUGAAAUUCACAAAUUUGAACCUUAUUGGGUUGAAGUUGGACCAAAGAAUAGACAUUAUGAUACUCGUCGCCAAUCAGUAGGAAGGUUGAGCAAUUUAAAGCACAGAAACGACAAAGAUCAUAGCGAUGAAAAAAAAACAAAUGUUAUUCAGGAUGACUUAGCUUUGAUAGAAAGAGAGAGAAAAAGCUCAGAACCUGUUGUGUCAUCCCAUGAUGAUCUUGUUGAUUUUAGAAAUGUAAUAAUGGUUCCACCAAAAACAGGAACAGAAUCUGCAUUGGAAAGUACAAUGUUUGCAGCAGUUAACAGGCGUGGAAGAAUGUUCAGAAAAUAUGAAUUAACAGCCUCCAAGGAUAUACCUCAAUUUAGUCGAGGUCAAUUAUUUGGAUCAAAAAAGGGGCUUGGACAUCGUAGAUCAAGUUCUGCAAGUAAUAUUCCUCAGCUAGAGGGAGAAAUAUGGACAAAAGAUGGACAUCUAGAUAAAUACCAUUCCACUGAAAAUCAACUGGAGUCAUUUCAAGAAAAAGUUGAACAGAAAAGUUCGGGUCUCAGAAGAACUAGUUCAACAGGUGCACUUCAGCGACUUGGAGCAGAGCAUUCUUUUUUAGAUGAUCAGCAAGUAGAAUACCAUAAAGAAGGAGAGAAGGGUUCUGAAAUCAAAAGACAUGAAAGUGCUGAUAGUACAGCUUCAAAGGGAGUUAGUCUUGAUACAUCUGCAGUCAAAAAUAAACUACAAAGUAUAGGAAAGAAAACAGUAGAAUUGGCUACUACUAGCAAAGUUCGUCAGAAUAAACGAGAGCGAAAUAUGUUUGCUCCUACAUCUUUCUAAAGUUAAAACUUGAAAAUAUGAGGUAGGUAAUAAUACAUAUGAAACUUGAGCAUUGUUGUUGAGGUUGUUUUACAUUUUAACGUGAUUCACACUUACACAAAUGUAGAUUUUGAUAUUAUAAAGCAUGUAUUUUUUUUUUAAAAGCAGUUUUACUUUGCUUUAGUAAAGUUAAGACAUUUAUGAUUUAAAGUAUGAUUUACCCAAUAAUCUGAAACAAAUGUGAAUAAUUCAAUAUCUUCUAAAGAGAGGUGUUUUCACCAUCUUGCUUAAACUCAUUCCUUGCAAAAAAUUGUUAAAUGUUUUGAUUGGCCAAUAAUUAAUGUUGUCAUGAACUGAUCUGAAAAUAUUGUUUCAAAUAACAUAUCAUUUGAGAAUAAAAUGGGUGUUGUUUUCUAAUUGUUCAAAACCGCUUGUCUUUCAAAUAUGUUCAAGUUUUUAAUACAUGAAGGUUUUUUUUUGUACAUUUUUUUUUAAAGUAUUCUGCUAUCUUUAAUAUUGUAUGCUCCUUUGCUAGUCUUGUAAGUUAGUUCUAAAUUUAGAGCCAGAGGUUUGAGAUUGGUCUUCAGAGGUAAAAGAAUAUUUGAUAAAUAUUGAGGAAAAUUUCCCUCCAAUAUUGAAGAGUUUACACCUAUGGGGAUUAUGAGAGCUAAUGUAAAAUAAAAAGUAAUACCAAGCAAUCAAUACAUGUUCACGUAAGUUUGGUUUGUUGGCUUACAAGUUUUUGGGAGAUUGUUUAAGCACCACAGUUAAAAUUGACUCAUACAGAUAUGACAUAAGAGUAAGUUUUAGUCUGUUUAUAGAGAAAAACUGUGAUUUGAAGAAUAAAUGAUAUAAUUAUUGUUUCGAUUUGAACUGCAAUUACACAAUAAAAUUUCAUAAAACAAACUUUGCAAGCAAACUUAUCAAACUUUUGUUGAGCCUUCUAUUGUUGAAGAACUCUAUUCUUUACUGAUAAGACCAUAUUAGUACAAAUAGAUGAGAAAUCUGAAUUAAAUGUUUCUUUGAUAUACAUUUAGUAUGUCUGGUAUGUAGACAAGUUAUUAUUUUUCAAACUUCCACUCUCAUGACUAUAUUACCAGGGAAGUAGGGAUCAUUUUCAGUGUAACCAUUCCUUAUUAGUCCCCUACUGACGAAGUCGAAGAGGACUUUAGGUUUGCACUCCGUCUGUUUGUCUGUCUGUCUGUCCAUCCGUCAGUCCGGCAAAUCAGUUUUCCACACUUUUUUUCUUUGUGCUUGAAAAUAUUGAUUUGAUAUUUGGUAUAUUGUUUUAUUAUGACAAGUUACAGAUCAAGUUCAAAUUUUGUUUCGGUCAGAAGAUUUUGUUCAGAGUUAUGGUCCUUGGACUUAGAAAAUUCACUCAAAUAAUCAGUUUUCCACACUUUUUUCGUCAUGCUUGAAGAUAUUGGUUUGAUAAUUGGUAUACAGUUUUAUCAUGACAAGUUAUAGACCAAGUUCGAAUUUUGUUUCGGUCUGAAGAUUUUGUGCAGAGUUAUGGUCCUUGGACUUAGAAAAUUUACUUAAAUAAUCAGUUUUCCACACAUUUUUUGUCAUGCUUGAAGAUAUUAAUUUGAUAUUUGUUAUAUAGUUUACGCCAUGACAAGUUAUAGAUCAAGUUAGCAUUUUGUUCCAGUACAAUUAAUUUUUAACUGUUAGGGGACUAUGUAUUGCCAUGCAAUACUCUCAGAAUGCUUGUUUACAGUUUUGGUUUCCUCAUGUUAAGUAUGGCUGUGGUACAUGUAUGUUUACCAGGUAUGAAUAUGUGUAGUGCUAUAUAUUCCAUUUUAAAUUUCAUAUGUAAACGUUAGUGCUUGUGUUCAAAAAUAUGUUUUUAUAUUUUAAUCAAUUAACUUUUCAUUCAAUGACAAACCUAUAUAAGUAUAGUACUUUGUUAUUUCAUAUUUUACAAUCAUGUGUGCAAUUAGUUUUUACGGGAUAAAAUUCAGGUGUAUAUUAUUAUAAAGUUUACAAAAGGACUAAAAGAAAACAGUGUGUUAUCAGAAAUGAUUAUCUUCAAAUUUUUACAUGUGAAAGUGUGUUAUUGAAUGUGUAAGAAAUUGUUGUUUACUUUUUUGAAAAAUUGUUCUCUAUUUUGUCUAUAUACAAAUCCUUGAUAUUUAUAAUGUGUUUUUUUCGUUGGUUACAGGAAUAACUUGGGAAUGUUUUGAAUUAAUUGGUAAUCCAGUAUUUAUAUUGACUUGUGCUGUUGAUAAAAUAAAAAUACUUGCAUCAUUUGUCUUUUAUAUGCAAAAUGUAAUAAACCCAAGAUUAUAUACAUAUGAGAAAAUAAUUCACAUAAAUGUUACAAUGUAUUUUUAUAUGUCUUGUUCAAUGUAGUUCAAUUCAAUUCAAUUUGUCAUUUUUUUUAUAUUUAGUGUACAAUGAAACAAAGGCGAGAAAAUUAUACAUGUACAAUGUAAUUAUAUUAUGAGUGUUUCUGAUCUUCAUAUUGGAAAUGCAUUCUCAUCCAUCAUAUAUGUAGUUGCAUUAAGUGCCAUACUUGGGCCUAUAAAAUAAAUUAUUACAAAAAGUAUAUGAAUUUUGUAGUAUAAUGGUACAUAAAUAUAAUCAAAAGUUCAACUUUGUAAGGUCUUUCAUGUUCCAUGAAUAUUCAUCUAGACUUGAGUGCCAAACUACAGGACAACUUCAAUUGUGUUUUAAACAUUAAGUUUUGACAUGUAUUUUUGAUUGAGUUACAUGUACAUGAGGAAUAUAUUCAAAAACUUCUAACACAUUUGUUUGAGAAGUGUUAUUCAUAUAGAUGAUUUAGUUGAUUGUUCAGUUAGCUAUUGCAGGCACUGUAUAUUCAAUAAAAAGAACAUUAUUCAAUAUUUUUAUUUCAGACAAAAAAUACAUAUGUGAAAUAAAAACCUGAUUAUACAAUGUCAAAGAAUUGUUGAAUUUACCAAUAUUAGCCAGUGUCAUCAACAGCAUAAUUUGUAUUCAUUUAAUUUCUGUUUUUUGGCAUAAGGCUGUUCCAAUAUUGAUUAUUGUGCGGGGAUGGGUGGCACUCAAAUUAGGUAAUUUUGGGUUGUCGUGACUUCCUUAAAAUUUUAUAAGAAUUGUAUCUAAACUUUAAAUUUUAUAUUGUGGCUGGUUGGGGUCUCAAAGAAAGUGCCUCCCCCACCCCACCUCCAUGCGAUUAAUUCUUGUACAUCCCUUAUAUGAUACCUAUUCACACCAUAUUUUUUUCUGGUAGUGAAGUUGUUACAAAUGAUCACACUUACAUGUAGAUAUGUUUUAUGAAUGUUAUAGUAAUCCAUGAUAUUAUAUGAAACCAAAGAUCAAUCAUCAGGUGUUAAAAAAUGGUCCAAAUUGUCAAAUGUACAUUCAUCUUUAUCAUGUGUAAACAAAAAUGUCUCAACUGGUAACAGUAAGAAUUCACAAAUCUUACAUUGGUAUGUGCCAUUUGGAAACAUUAUGUCCCUUGUUAACAAAGGAAAUUCUAUAGUGGACAUAACUUUAAAUCUAUUUAUAAAAAAAACUCUCCAUUUAUUCCAGUAACUAUUUUUAUAAGCUGGAGUAAAUAUCUUUUUGUUUUUUGGAGACUUGUUCAUACCGUUUAUGAAAGUUGUUUUUAAUGUUUAUUUUGCCUUGUUUAUGAUGUAACCAAAUUUUCAUCGAUUAUGACUGUUUUUAUGAAAGUAUAUGAUCUGUAUUGCAUAUUUUUAUUUAUAAAUGUACACAUGUAUUUAUUUACAUUUUUGAAUGUAAAAGAUUGUAUAAAAAUGUCAAACCUCAUAA
Mytilus californianus (California mussel) is the source of this 4968-nucleotide messenger RNA. RefSeq lists its product as uncharacterized. Lineage: Eukaryota; Metazoa; Mollusca; Bivalvia; Mytilida; Mytilidae. The record is from RefSeq and is a predicted model, not a curated record. The transcript has 3 exons. The coding region runs from base 94 to 1227 and encodes 377 amino acids.